Olea europaea var. sylvestris is the source of this 831-nucleotide messenger RNA. RefSeq lists its product as uncharacterized. The coding region runs from base 1 to 831 and encodes 276 amino acids. The record is from RefSeq and is a predicted model, not a curated record. NCBI's taxonomy places the organism in Eukaryota, Viridiplantae, Streptophyta, Magnoliopsida, Lamiales, Oleaceae. The transcript has 3 exons.
AUGUAUACUAAUUCACAAGACCAAGUUGCUCGGGAAUUUGUCCAAUUUUACACCAACUUACUAGGUAAAAGUAAGCCGGUUCGGCUUAUUGAGCUGGACAUUAUUAGCAAUGGACCUUUGAUAUCUUUGGAACAAGGUAACUCAUUGAUCCGGGACAUUUCUAGUGAGGAGAUCAAAAGAAGCACUCAUUGGCUAUCAUGGAAUUCUUCUCAUCAGGAUACAUCCUCAAACAAAUCAACUACAUUGUCAUUGCUUUGGUGCCAAAGUCAAGUCACGUACCUAGCGUUGGAGAUUAUAGGCCUAUAUCUUGUUGUAAUGAUAUCUACAAAGUCAUCGGGAUACAUCCUCAAACAAAUCAACUACACUGUCAUUGCUUUGAUGCCAAAGUCAAGUCACGCACCUAGCAUUGGAGAUUAUAGGCCUAUAUCUUGUUGUAAUGCUAUCUACAAAGUGAUUAUUAAAAUCCUUGCUUCUAGAUUGAGGCUUAUCUUGGGGAACAUUGUGGACCAUGCACAAGCCACUUUUGUUGAGGGUAGGAUUAUGAUGGAAAACAUCCAUCUUACCCAAGAACUCAUGAGACAAUAUAAUAGAAAGAAGAUUGCUCCGAGAUACCUCCUAAAAAUUGAUCUAAGAAAAGCUUAUUAUUCGAUAAGUUGGGAUUUCCUUAAAGGUUUUCUUGAACACUUCCCUUCGAGAUUUAUACAAAUGGUUAGGGCUGCCAUAAAUGAUAGUGAAUAUAAUUAUCACCCUAAUUGUGGCCCCUUAAAGAUCACUCACUUAGGUUUUAUGGAUGAUUUUAUACUCUUUGCAAGGGAAGAUUUUAUGUACUAA